AUGGGAAGAAGAGCGAAAAAUAAGCAGGGCAUGCCGCCCACGUUCGAGGAGCUCUAUGGUGACAAGAGUGAGGCCAAGCCAGUGCAGCAGCAGAAGAGAAAGCGUCAAGAGAGGGAGCCUCCUAAGAAGAAGGUGAAGAAGGGUAAGAAGCAGCAGGAGGAAGAAGAGAUUGAAGAAGGUGCCGAUGAGCUUCCUGGGGUUGAUCUUGAACAGUUGAGUUCUGCUAAGAAACUGCUUUUUGACGAUGACGAGGAGGAUGAGGAGCUUCCUAAUGAUGAGUUUGAUGAAGAGGACAUGGAGGAUGAGUUUGUGGACUCUGAUGAGGAGGGUAGAGAAAGACCUCGUUUCUCUGACGAUGAAGAGGACUUGGAAGACUUGAAUGCUGCUAACAUGGAGGCUUUGUCUAGAAAGCUUGACGAGGAAGAUGAGGCUGAGGCUGAAGAAGCUGAGCUUGAGUUGGUUCAAGGUGCUCCUCAACCUCGUGCUAAGGUUUUGCCUACCGCUGCCGAGGAGGAAGAAUUGGCCAAACAGCCUACUGAUGUGACUACUGUCAGAACCAGAAUGCUUGAGAUUGUUAAGGUUUUGGAGAACUUCAAGGAGUUGGCUGAGGAGGGUAAGUCUCGUGCUGAGUACACUGCUCGUUUCCUUAGAGAUAUCAGUGAAUACUUUGGCUACUCUGAGUUUUUGGCUGAGAAGCUUUUCGACUUGUUCUCGCCUGCUGAAGCUAUGGAGUUCUUUGAGGCUAACGAGGUCGCUAGACCAAUUACCAUCAGAACUAACACCUUGAAGGCUAGAAGAAGAGACUUGGCUCAGACUUUGGUCAACCGUGGUGUCAACUUACAGCCUAUUGGUAAAUGGACUAAGGUUGGUUUGCAGAUCUUUGACUCUCAGGUUCCAAUCGGUGCUACUCCAGAAUACUUGGCUGGUCAGUACAUUUUACAAGCUGCAUCCUCUUUCUUGCCUGUCAUGGCCUUGGACCCACAAGAAAACGAACGUGUUCUUGAUAUGGCCGCUGCUCCAGGUGGUAAGACUACCUACAUCUCUGCGUUGAUGAAAAACACUGGUUGUGUCUUCGCCAACGAUGCCAACAAGGCUAGAACCAAGUCAUUGGUCGCCAACAUUCAAAGAUUGGGAUGUAAGAAUACCAUUGUGUGUCACUACGAUGCUCGUGAGUUCCCUAAGGUCAUUGGUGGUUUCGACAGAAUCUUGUUGGACGCUCCUUGUUCUGGUACUGGUGUUAUCGCCAAGGAUGAGUCUGUCAAGGUUAACAGAAACGAAAAGGACUUUAUUCAAAUCCCACACUUGCAGAAACAGUUGUUGUUGAGUGCUAUUGACUCUGUUGAUGCCCACUCUAAGACUGGUGGUGUUAUCGUCUACUCUACAUGUUCUGUUGCAGUUGACGAGAACGAGGCUGUUGUGGACUAUGCAUUGAGAAAGAGACCAAACGUCAAGUUGGUUGAGACCGGUUUGCAGAUCGGUAAGAACGGUUUCACCUCUUUCAGAGGAAAGCACUUCAACUCUUCGCUUUCCAUGACCAGACGUUACUACCCUCACACGUAUAACGUUGACGGUUUCUUCGUCGCCAAGUUCAAGAAGAUCGCUGCUUCUCCUCACGAUGUCUCGAAGGCUGGUGCCAAGGAGAAGGAGUCUUUGGCCAGAGCCGAGGCUGAAGAGGAAGGUAUCAUUCACGAUGACUUCGCUGAGUUCAACGACGAUGAGGACAAGGAGUUGGUGGAAAAGACCAUCAAGAGAAGCAUGAAGAGAAAGGGAUUGAACCCUAACACGAAAAAAUAG
This is a messenger RNA of Candidozyma haemuli, 1794 nucleotides long. Its product is annotated as rRNA (cytosine-C5-)-methyltransferase. Gene Ontology annotation, biological process: rRNA base methylation; maturation of LSU-rRNA. Lineage: Eukaryota; Fungi; Ascomycota; Pichiomycetes; Serinales; Metschnikowiaceae. The transcript has a single exon. The coding region runs from base 1 to 1794 and encodes 597 amino acids. Gene Ontology annotation, molecular function: rRNA (cytosine-C5-)-methyltransferase activity; RNA binding. Gene Ontology annotation, cellular component: nucleolus. The record is from RefSeq and is a predicted model, not a curated record.